AUGAAACAUCAAUUGGAUCAUUUCAUAUUGAAAAUAUUUGUAACAUUACAACUAGUCACAAUGAAAGCGUCAACAACUAUUACUAUCAUGACAGAUGAAGGACUUUCAAAAGUAAAUGGUCUAGCACAGAUAAAACCACCCCAGAUUGUGUCUAGAUAUGGAGAGUACAAUAUUGAAUUUGAAAGUUCUCCUAUAUCACUUAGAGGAGCAGACUUUUGGAAUAAAAAAGUUGUACCAGUGAUAUCGGCAUAUUUGGAACGCGGUGGAAGAAGGUAUUUUCUCCCAAAAGGAUCCGUUCAUUGUGAGUCAAAUGAUUCUUAUCUUUUAGUUAGAAUGGUUUUCUCUGAACCUCCAAUGUAUCCCUUACCAUUAUAA
Molecule: messenger RNA, 375 nt
Organism: Cavenderia fasciculata
Lineage: Eukaryota; Evosea; Eumycetozoa; Acytosteliales; Cavenderiaceae
Exons: 2
Coding region: 1-375 (124 amino acids)
Source: RefSeq, a predicted model, not a curated record